This is a messenger RNA of Rotaria socialis, 340 nucleotides long. Lineage: Eukaryota; Metazoa; Rotifera; Eurotatoria; Philodinida; Philodinidae. The record is from the annotation of a GenBank genome assembly.
AUGUUGACAAAUUCAGCUCACCCUCUUGACGCAAAAUGGCACAACAAUGCUAAUAAUGGAAUUGGUAACCAUGCAAAACACAAUUGUUGUAGUAGGGAUGCACCAAUUACAAUUACAACCAAUUCAAUUCCAAGUCAAGAAUUCGAAUUGGUCGGCAUUGGUUGGAAUUGGAAUUGGAAUUGGAAUUGGUUGGAAGUGGUCAGAAUUGGAAUUGGAAUUGGAAUUGGUCGGAAUUGGGUUAGCAUUGUUAGGAAUUGGUUGGAAUUGGAAUUACUCUGGAAUUGGUUUAGAAUUGGUUCAGAAUUGAUUUAGAAUUGGUUUAGAAUCGGUCCGAAACCGG